AUAACGGGCAGUUUUCGAUCGAGUUUCUGAGUGUCCAGUUGAGUUUUUCAGUUAUCUGUGCUUGUGCCUGUGUUUUUCAAAAUGGCCGGCGCAGGGAGUGGUAAAGGGCGCUCGUCGUCAGGCAAAUUGGAAUCGCAAAUCCAUUGCAUCAAAUACACGUUGAUGUGUUUCAAUGUCGUUCUUUGGCUCUUCGGAGUAUCAAUAUUCGCCCUGUGUCUAUGGAUCUGCAUCGAGCCCGGGUUCAACGAAUGGAUGUCAGUCCUGAGUCUCCAGAAAUACUUCAUCGGCAUUUACAUCAUCCUCAUCGCGUCCCUGAUUGUCAUGGUCGUCGCUUUCCUUGGAUGCGGAUCGGCGCUCAUGGAAAAUGUCACUCUCUUAUACUCGUACAUUGGUUCCCAAAUCGCGACAUUCGUGUUUGGCCUCAUUGGAGCCUGUGUGGUGCUAGACUUCUCCACAUACGACUCCAGCAUACAGCCGCUGAUCAGGGACGUCAUCACCAGACUCAUCAACAACCCACAGCACGAGGACAGCAGGAAUAUUCUGAGGAUGGUGCAAGAAGGCAUCGGCUGCUGCGGUGCCGACGGCUCCAUGGACUACAUCAACCUGAAUAAACCUUUGCCAGCAGAAUGUCGGGACUCUGUAACUGGCAACACCUUCUUCCAUGGAUGCGUUGACGAGCUGACGUGGUACCUUGAAGGGAAGACUGGAUGGCUAGCCGGGAUAGUUCUGGCUUGCUGUAUGAUUUCUGUAAUCAACGCUGUCAUGUCGCUAAUCCUGAUACAAGCCGUCAAUAAGGAGCAGGAGGAAUUAGAAGCCUACAAGAAUUAGAUAUACGAAUACUAGUGUCUAUUAAUAAGAUUUAGUUCUAGAAUCUGUUAUUAAUAUUGAGACAUAGUAAUUUAUAAAUUUAAACAUUUUAUUCCAGCUGGACAAAUAUAAAGGAAAUGUGAGGCAAUCGUAAUUUUUUUGUAAAGUUUUAAUUACAAAGUAAAACAGAAGAGAUGAUGUUUCAAACGUUUAAUUUAGUGAUAAUUCUAAUUCAAUAGUUUAAAAUGUUUAAGUACAGACUUAGUUAAUACAAGGUAUGCUAAGAUGCCAACUUCAGUAGUUUAAUAAUUUUAUAGGACUAAAUUACACAUCCUUAAUUGUAUUGCAUCGUAGUUAAAAGCCUAUUUUUUAUUUUAUUAUAAUAUGUUUUUUGCGUGUAUAAAGACUUUGACAUAAACUUAAACUUUUUACAGUAUUUUACCAAACUCCAUGUCAACAACUAAACAACCACCGUUAUAAUAUUAAGAUUUAUUUAGUUAAUAAAAUUAUUUUUACCCGAGAUAAAA
Amyelois transitella is the source of this 1334-nucleotide messenger RNA. RefSeq names its product tetraspanin-2A (gene Tsp2A). The transcript has 5 exons. Bases 82 to 828 code for a protein of 248 amino acids. Lineage: Eukaryota; Metazoa; Arthropoda; Insecta; Lepidoptera; Pyralidae. The record is from RefSeq and is a predicted model, not a curated record. Gene Ontology annotation, cellular component: membrane.